Messenger RNA from Sycon ciliatum, 5797 nucleotides. RefSeq lists its product as uncharacterized. The transcript is spliced from 21 exons. NCBI's taxonomy places the organism in Eukaryota, Metazoa, Porifera, Calcarea, Leucosolenida, Sycettidae. Bases 64 to 5475 code for a protein of 1803 amino acids. The record is from RefSeq and is a predicted model, not a curated record.
GUUGGCUCUGUGCUCGGUGAUGUGCCUGGUCUCUACCCUGGUCAAUAUCCAGGCCUGGAUAGCAUGGUGACACAUGCUGCAGCUAUCAACAUGUCAUUCUGGAAUCAAGCUGAAUCCAGUACACAGACCUUGGUGGACCAAGCAGUGGCAGCUGCAGCAACAGCCCAACAUACGAGCGACCAAAUAAACAGUAUCUACAAUAGCACCAAGCCACACGGUGAAGCUGCACUGGAGGCUAUACGGGAUUAUGAUCAAGUCGUCAGUGAUACCGACCAGGCAAUGCUGAGAACACGGCAAGCACAGCUAGCUACCAACCAAGCUCAGGAACUGACUCAGAACAUAUCAUCACGAGACCUGGUGGACAUGAGCAGUACAUCGCUCACGCAGAGUCAGCAGCUAACCAUCCACGCCAAGGACCUGAACACCACUGUCACUGGUUUGGGAGAGAUCCUUACGUCUGCUGAGUCAAACUUAGAGACAUUGUUUGAUCAGGAAGGCAUGCUGCGCAAUGCCACCGAUACGUGUGCCGCACGGAUAUGGAGUUUGAGCACCUGGGAGCGUGCCGAUAGCGCUCCCCUACAAUCAGCUCUACAGUGCAGCAGAGAUGGUGCUGCUGAUAUCCAGCAACGCUCCCGUACAGUCUUGACGUCAGCAGCCAUUGCAAGCGCGGUCGUAUCUGAACUCAGCGACGUCACCAGCAAUGUCACGGCCACUGUUGACGAACUUGAGAGAACGGUUCCACAACUGAGCAUCAACGUCCAGGAUCGGCUAGACAACCUCACCGCUGUACAAGCUCUUGAUAAGAAUGUGGCUGACAAGCAGGCUGCCCUCACCACCUCACUGGCAGCGCUACGUGAACAGCUGAUGCGUGCGAGAAGCAUAGCCCAGCAAGUGCAGACGUCAUUGGAGUUUCAGCCGAACACCAGUGUGUCGCUGGUACCGCCUGCCUCCGUCGAUCCACAGUACAACUCAAUCUCCCUGUACUUUCGCACGACCAGCUCAAAUGGUCUUCUCCUGUACAGCACCACUGAGUCCAGAUCUGUGACAUCAGCAAGGGACUAUCUGGCACUGGAGGUAGAGCAGAGUCAUGUGAAGUUCUCCAUCGGUCUGGCCGGCAGUGUUAUGCAGCUGCAGGACACCCAGACGGUAUCCGAUGGCCUCUGGUAUCACGUUCUGGCCUCCAGGCAUCUUCACAAUGCUGGCCUGUCUGUGACGGAUGCAUUUAGCAACUCCACAAGCAACUACGGCCGCCUGCAGAAUGUCAACAGUUCCCUGGCGCUCUCCUCUCUAACCUCCUUGAUACAUGUCGGAGGGAUUCCGGAUGAGAUCGACACUGGAAAUGAAGUGAGCAACCGUGAUUUCGUCGGCUGCCUGGACAACGUCUUCUACUCCGAAUCCGAGCUGUACCUACUCGCACCAAACUCGUCUCGUGGUGUGCUCCGAGCGUGUGGAACUCGGCCCGAUGGUACACCAAGCCCCACGUCUGGUUCACUGUUUGGUGGCACUGGCUAUCAACUGCACACACUGGCAUCCGGCAGUGACAGCGUUCUGCCAGAGGUCUACUUUGAAUUCCGCACCACGCAGAGGAAUCGCCUGCUUUUCUACAUGCAGAAUUCGGACGCAAGCCACUACCUUGCUCUCUGGGUUAGCAAUAGUCUCCUGGUAGGGGAGGUUCGCUGUGGCGGCGCCUCUGUGCCAUCUGAGCUCUCUGGUGAGAUGGUAGUGACAGGUGAUUGGGUGAACGUUCGCCUGCGUCCCAAUGGCACGACGUGCUCGGUUCUGGCAAACAUCGGCUCCUCUAUUCGACUGAUUGGUGAUGCAAGCAGCUCAGGGCCAUUGCUUGUAAAUGGUGACGUUUACCUUGGUGGAGUGCCCACAUCUGUGAGCUUGCAACUGCCAGCGGCUGGUACCGGUUCGUUUUCCGGCUGUAUUCGUAACGUCAACUAUGAUCACCAGGUGGUUCUCUUGAGCAAUGCCACAACCCAGGAAGACACAUACUAUGAUCAGUGCCCGGUCACUUCUACGGUUGGUCUGUACUUUCUGGGUGGUGGAUACGCCACACUGUCCUAUGCCAGCAGCAUGCCCAGCUUCGCAGGCCUGCAGCUGCGCUUCAAGACCACGCAGCUCAGCGCAGUGCUGGCACAUCUGCCGGGACGGUCGAUGCAAACGCCGACGAUGACGUCUCCGCCUGACGAUGACGCGGCUCUGUACGUGUACCUGUUCAACAGCCGCGUCCUGGUGACCGUAUCGUCCGGUUCUCAAACCGUCGCCUACAUCAGUUUGGCUAGUUCCACUGGUGUUGCGUACAACGACAAUCGAUUCCAUCACAUGGACAUUGGCCAUAACGGAACGCACUUAUCGCUGGUGGUCGACAACGUGCCGGCAGACCCAGUUUUGAUCUCCACAAUCCGCGUGAAUGCCCUGUACUUGGGCAAUGUUGCAAUCAGCAAUGACACCGACCGCAGCAUAGCAUCGAGCACAACAUUCAACGGCUGCAUGGGAGGUGUAGAGUUCAACAACCAAGAUCUGAACUCCACUAGCUUUUCUACUUCACGGGUGUCUCAGCAUGGAUGUUCUGUGGAAGAAGCUCCUUUGCCAACAACUCAACCUCCAACUACAAUGCCAAUAACAACACCGACCACCACACCGACCACUGAACCAACAACCACACCGACCACCACACCAACCACAACACCAACUACUACCCCCACCACCACACCAACCACCACACCAACCACCGCACCAACCACCACACCAACCACCACACCAACCACCACACCAACCACCACACCAACCACCACCCCAACCACCACCCCAACCACCACCCCAACCACCACACCAACAACCACUCCAACCACCACACCGACCACUAGCCCAACCACCACCCCAACCACCACACCAACAACGAUUGCUACCACUAUGUCAGUUACUACAGAACAAAGUGGUAGCGGUUCUGGAGAUGAAGAAACUCCUCAGGUAACAACAGAACCACCAACAACUGUUGCAACCACCACCCCAGCAACUACACCAACGACUACCCCCACCACCGCCCCAACCACCACCCCAACCACCACCCCAACCACCACCCCAACCACCACCCCAACCACCACCCCAACCACCACCCCAACCACUACUCCAACAACCACACCAACCACUACUCCAACAACCACACCAACGACUACGCCAACCACCACACCAACCACCACACCAACCACCACACCAACCACCACACCAACCACUACACCGACAACUACACCAACCACAACACCAACCACCACACCAACCACCACACCGACCACCACACCGACAACCACACCAACAACUACCCCAACGACCACACCAACCACUACCCCAAUGACCACACCAACCACCACACCAACCACCACACCGACCACUACCCCGACCACUACACCAACCACCACACCCACCACCACACCGACAACCAUACCAACAACUACCCCAACGACCACACCAACCACUACUCCAACUACCACACCAACCACUUCCCCGACCACUACACCAACGACUACGCCAACCACCACACCAACCACCACACCAACCACCACACCGACAACCACACCAACCACAACACCAACCACCACACCAACCACCACACCAACCACCACACCGACCACCACACCGACAACCACACCAACAACUACCCCAACGACCACACCAACCACUACCCCAACGACCACACCAACCACCACACCAACCACCACACCGACCACUACCCCGACCACUACACCAACCACCACACCCACCACCACACCGACAACCAUACCAACAACUACCCCAACGACCACACCAACCACUACUCCAACGACCACACCAACCACUACCCCGACCACUGCACCUACCACUACCCCGACCACUGCACCUACCACCACACCGACUGCCAGUGUUGUGCCAAGCACUCCUCCGAUACCUACACAGCCAGGUGAUGAGGACUCUGGAUCUGGCUCUGGUGAUGAAACUAUUCAAACAGUCUUACCAACUACACAAGCUACCACAACCCCAACUACCAUACCAACCACUGCACCCACAACCACACCGACCACCACACCGACCACCACACCAACCACCGUACCAACCACCACACCAACCACCACGCCAACCACUACCCCAACAACUACCCCAACCACCAUACCAACCACCACGCCAACCACUACCCCAACAACUACCCCAACCACCAUACCAACCACCACACCAACCACCUCUCCAACAACUCUCCCCACGACAGUGCCAACAAGUGCGCCUACAGAGCCCGGCCCUACCACAUCACCUCUGCCCACGACACCAGCGAUGUCUUGUGCUGUGCCACAACCCGCUUCAUUGGACCCAUCGAUGGCUAUCAUCCGGUCCAACUCCACAUCCUCUUACCUACAGUAUGACCGUACUCGUCGUGAAUAUGAGAAGUUCUCAGUGCAUCAAAACAGGAUGACGAUGGUGAUCGAGUUCCGAACUGUGGAGCGCUACGGUGUUCUAUUCUACAUCUCUGACGGCAGUGCUUCUCAUAAUGAUUUCAUGGGUGCGCAGCUAGUGAAUGGACAAGUUGAGUUCAGUUUCGACUGUGGUAGUGGUCAGGCGCUGAUUACGACGACUAAGAAAUACAACGAUGGCCAGUGGCACACGAUGACGGUUAUGCGCAAUGACAGGACAGGAAUUCUGAUGAUGGACAACGAACCGCCAAUAACUGGCAGUUCCGGAGGAACUCUCAUCGGUCUCAAUCUGGGCUUCAAUCCGCUGUACAUUGCUGGCAUGCCCCCGGGCGUGGUACCAGUCAGAAUCGGAGUUCGUCCGGAUAACUUUGGCCUGAAAGCGUGCUUCCGAAGAGUUGUCAUCAAUAACUAUAACGUGAAUCUCAGAGCGGCUAACGCCAGCAGUGGUUUCUCACAGUGCUACACCAGGCUUCAGCAGGGCACGGCGUUCCCAGGUAACGGUUACAUCACACUCUUCACGUCCUACCAGCCCGGUGUCGUGUUCCGUGCUGACCUGGAGUUCCGCACGUUCUCCCGCAACGGCCUGCUGAUGUACUACCGGCUGGCCGGAUCACGUGACCACCUUGAGCUGGAGCUACGAGAAGGAACUUUGGAGUUCACGUUUGACAACGGCCCAGAUCCAGUGGUGAUGACCCACUCACCAGCCACACCAUUCUCUCUUUGUGAUGGCAACUGGCAUAGGGUAUCCAUAAGCAAGGUGGGAGGCUUCGGAAAGCUCACAGUCGACACCAUUUUUGAACAGGAAAAGGCAUCACUUUAUCCAAGAUUUCGCGGUAUCAAUGGUCCAGACACUUUCUAUGUUGGUGGCUUGCCUGCUGGAACCCAGAAGGUUGACAAUAAUCCGGUGGUCAACUUCCAGGGCUGUAUUCGCAACCUAAGCGUCGAUAACGAAGGGCAACCACCGAAGGACAUCGACCUGCAUCAAACAGGCAGGAUAGAAGGAGAUGUGAGCUUAGAAGGCUGUUUGUUUUAGCACCAUGCUCUUCAAAACAGUAUUAUUAUCUAGAUAGAAUGUCCUGAACCAGCCAUUUAGUUUAUCAUGCAUGUCACUAUGACAAUGACUUUUGAGAAGAGGUCAAUUGUUUGACUUGCUCAACUAUUCACUUUGUUUUAGAUGAUUCAGUGCAGAAUUUUCUGAUGGCAAUACAACGUUGUAUUCUUGUCUUAAAUUUCCUAAACUUGAUGAAAUCUCCAACCGUCACUCUUUCUUUGUUACGGUUUCCAUGCUGAUUCCAAUACUUUCCGGCAUCUCACUGAAAUAUUAUGUCGAAACAUCUAAAUUGAAGGACCAGUAA